GAUGCGUCCAGUCCAUACGGAUUAAAAUAAAACCUCCAGUGUAAACAUUUGUAAAUACUUAUCACUGUUGCUAACACAGAGAAGCGACAUGGAUCUAGCAGCCAAACAUGGCCUGGUGCUGCUUAACCAGCUGAGGAACAUGAGAGAGUCUGAGCAUUUGACCGAUGUGGUGUUGGUUGCUGAGGGCAUCAGUUUCCCCUGUCACAGGGUUGUUUUAUCUGCCUUCAGCCCAUACUUUCGAGUUAUGUUCACGUGUGGCCUGCGUGAAUGCAACAACAGACAAAUAUUCCUGCAUGACACCCCCGCAGACAGCCUGGCUCUUCUGCUAAACUACAUAUACUGUUCCGAUCUUCCUCUCACCAACUCCAAUGUGCAAGGAAUCUCCAUUGCAGCCUUUCUGUUGCAGAUGGAUGAAGUUGUCACUCGCUGUCAGCAGUACAUGAUGGAGAACAUGGAUGCCUCCAACUGCCUUGGAGUCUAUUAUUUUGCCCGUGACCUUGGUGUAGAAGAUCUGGCUGACCAUGCUCAGCGCUUCCUGCGGCAGAAUUUUGUUCAAGUCUGUCAAAAUGAAGAGGUGCUAGAGCUCGAGGCCCAUCAGCUAGGAAAGCUCAUAACAUCUGAUGACCUCAAUGUUUCACGAGAGGAGACCAUUUUAGAUAUAGUCCUCCGCUGGGUCAAACACAGCACUCUGGUGGAUGGAGAGCUACGUAUAAGGCAUCUCCCAGAGCUUUUGAGGAAAGUCCGUUUGCCACUGAUAAGCUCUGACUAUUUAAAAGAGACGAUGAAGAGAAACACUGUCCUGCUAGCCGAUGCUGAAUGUCUGGAGAUGCUGAAUGAAGCUUUGCAGAUCACAGAGAUGCACCCAUCAGCUGCACCACGUAAACUAAAACUGCGUUAUGGCAUGGAGACCACAGAUCUGCUGCUCUGUAUUGGUAAUGACGGUGGUGGAAUCAGGUCACGAUAUGGCAACUAUGCAGAGCACAGUUUUUGCUAUUCUCCAUGCACAGGCCGCACCUACUACAUUACUUCACCUCGGUAUGGACAAGCUCUGGGGUACGUGUGUGCUGGUGUUGUAACUGAAGGAAAUGACAUUAUAGUGUCAGGAGAAGCAAGUGCGCGCAGAAUGGCCCGACAAAAGAACAUGAAUGUGGAGAUUUGCAGGUACAAAGUAGAGUCUCAAGGCUCCUGGGAACACCUGACACCAGCAGAAUACAGAGAUUCUUACGCACUGGGAUCGGUGGGGGACACUCUGUACUUGCUGGGUGGACUUAUGAAGCUGAAGAACCAUUAUCUCAUCACUAACUCUGUGGAGCGAUUGUCUUUACAAGGCGGACCCUGGCGAACAGCAGCACCCCUCCCUAUGCCUUUAGCCUAUCAUAACGUGAUCAGACUGAAUGAUCGCCUGUACGUGAUAGGGGGGCGAACCCCACAGAUUAAGUCUUUGCACUAUGAGCACAUGCUCAUAUGCUGGAUGGGGGAGCAGGAUGAAUAUGCAAUACAUGGAGGCUGUGUGGUCACCCAUGGCAACAAGUGGAUUGCCAAUAAAUGGAUCAACAUUGAUCCAGACUACCAGCGCCAAGCUCGCUACCAGCAGCUGGUGUCAGAGCAGCCAGAGGAGAUGAUGAUGAUGAUGAAAGCCUGA
Messenger RNA from Thalassophryne amazonica, 1642 nucleotides. RefSeq names its product kelch repeat and BTB domain-containing protein 12-like. Gene Ontology annotation, molecular function: protein binding. The record is from RefSeq and is a predicted model, not a curated record. The coding region runs from base 89 to 1642 and encodes 517 amino acids. Lineage: Eukaryota; Metazoa; Chordata; Actinopteri; Batrachoidiformes; Batrachoididae. The transcript is spliced from 4 exons.